Messenger RNA from Chaetomium globosum CBS 148.51, 1980 nucleotides. RefSeq lists its product as uncharacterized. Bases 1 to 1980 code for a protein of 659 amino acids. The record is from RefSeq and is a predicted model, not a curated record. NCBI's taxonomy places the organism in Eukaryota, Fungi, Ascomycota, Sordariomycetes, Sordariales, Chaetomiaceae. The transcript has 6 exons.
AUGGCAUCGCCCACACUUCACUACGCCGUGAAUCCGACCCCGAAACCGACAAUCCCCCAAAGGGGUGGCCCGCGCCGCUUUUCGUCAAGCGUGCCCAAACCAGUCUCUGUGGACAGCGACUCGACGUCGACUGACGACGAUGAGACAACCAUCCCUAGUAAAACUAGCGGGCCCGGCGAAAGCCGGCGACUCGACAUGGCGAAUCCAGACCGCCCAUACCACAUGUGGCGUGAUCGUCCUUGGAUUUGUCCUGUUCGGAGCUGUCGCCGUCUGUUCAAGGCGCCUGUCGAGUUCGGGAACCAUUUCAGGGGUCAUCACCGCGGCUCCCGGCUGAAUGACAAUCUCGACGGGACCUUUUCCGUCAUAGAAAAGAAUGGCAGUACCGCACCAGCCGUGGUUGUUUCUCGGGGUGCGAUGGAUAUCGAACCUAUCGCUGAGCCUCUGCGGCCUGUUUAUCCACGCGGCAUGGCCGCCAAAAGUAUUCUUUGGGUCAAAGCGGCCGAGCCUGACCCCAGCCCGAAUUCUAGCCUGACAAAGUCUGGUGUGGAUCCUGAGAUCGCGGACGUCGAUGCCGGCGUUUCCCUGGAACUCGCAGCGGAUGGUCGCUCAUACCAAGAAUGGUGGGAUGAAUCGGGACAGCUAGUUAACAUGGCCGGCGCUCUGAUACCAGAGGGUUAUGAGCUGGAUGACACCUUCCCUGACCGCCCCUGGACCAUCCACAAGUCCUGCUCCCUAAACGACAACGGCGAUGGCACCUUUUCCGUCGUGGGCUCACACAACGACACCACCCCACGCGUUGCCUCCAAGGAACCCAUCGAUCCAAUUGAAAUGCCCCGUCCACCAGCUCGUUUACCUCCCUACCUUCUUGACUCUCGUGUGGCAGACCCACAAAAAGACCCUACCACAGCGCUCCGAGCCGAAUCAGCCGGCACCAACAAGGACGCUUCUGGUGACGCCUCUAAGGUUCUUUCAGGAAGUGCUGCAGGCCGUCUCUGGGAUCACAUCCGCUCGUUUGUUCCCGAGCUCUCGCCCUCCGAUGGCGAGGUACCCGAAGUGGCGAUGCUCCUCGGCCUUCCAAAGCUCCGGGAUCUCAACAUCAUACCUGGGACGCUGCUUUCCGACCUCAACCGAAAGCAAAUCACGGCCUUGCCCAUCCAGCUUGUGGGCGAGCAGAAUCCUAAACCCUGCAGUGAAUGCCGCCGGCACAACGGGCCGUUUGACUGUUGUGUCAGCCUUUCGGGAGAUGCUGCGCGGCGUUUGUACCCAUGGCUGGGUACCAGCUCGCGGGCGUGCGCGAGUUGCAUCGCACGCAAAAACUCGUCGGCUUGUAGCCUCAGGAAGCUGGGAUCAGCCUGGGAAUGGUCGUCAAGGCAUGGCCUACAGGAUAAUAUCAACGAAAGCGUUGUUGAUGCUGGUGGGGGUAAUGACCUUUCCGGGCGAAGGCGAUCCAGGCGGUUGUUUCUAGCGAAUGCCGAUGGUGGUGAGGAUGGGGAGGACGAAGAUUCAGAUGACGAGCCGCAUCCCCCUGAGCCAAAGCCGAAGCGUACGCGGUUGGUUACGUUAAAGGUAACUCGAUCCGCCGCAAAUGGUCGGGCGGUCAAGGAGUCCCAUGCUGGUGCCUGGGAAGGAAAUGGCGCUACUGAGAAGGUAUUGCACAUGGAGGACUGGGAGAUGGAAGAGGGCCGAGUCAACACAGCGGGCGAGGCGUUGGCGUUCUCUUCGACGUAUCUCACCGCCAACCAGUCAGUCCAAGUGUCGCAAAACAUCAACUUUCAAGCCAUCACUGUCACCUCCGGUCAAGUACACCGGUUCCCAGCCGAUGAAACGAGGACGCGUAUGUGCACGCUGGCCAGCGGGAAGCUCAGGGUGCAGGUAGGCGGCGACGAAUUCGUCGUUGGGUCGCAGGGCAUCUUCAAGAUUACGCCGGGUACGUUGGCUAGAGAGAAGUCUGGCUCAGGUCUGCUUGUCAUUCAUGGGUAA